Molecule: messenger RNA, 1374 nt
Organism: Bactrocera tryoni
Lineage: Eukaryota; Metazoa; Arthropoda; Insecta; Diptera; Tephritidae
Gene: sna
Product: protein snail
Exons: 1
Coding region: 1-1374 (457 amino acids)
Biological process (GO): regulation of DNA-templated transcription
Molecular function (GO): DNA-binding transcription factor activity, RNA polymerase II-specific; RNA polymerase II cis-regulatory region sequence-specific DNA binding
Source: RefSeq, a predicted model, not a curated record
AUGGCCACUACAGCAACAAAGUACAAGAGCUGUCCGCUCAAGAAACGGCCCAUCGUUUACGAGGAUACAACCGAAACUGAAGCAGAAACAGCAACAGUCACGGUCAGAGAUCCCAUGCAAUAUUACGCCGCAGCCGCUGCUUUCGCCACAGCCAGCAUGAUCAAGCACGAGCCACAGCCAGUUGCUGAGUACGAACUUUUGGCUGACGAGCAGCCGCAAGAUCUUUCGCUGAAACGCAAAGCCACCGACAACUUUGAGAAUUAUAUCGUGCCAGCAAAACGCGAAUACGUGCUGAACCUCUCGAAGGACGGUUACGAAGCAAAUGCGUACGAUGAGUCCUUCACCAAAGCCUAUCAACAACGUGCCAACUCGCCAACACACUCGAUCCACUCGCAACACUCCGUCGAGUUGGGUACUUGUUCGGCGUUGAUGUCACCCGUUGAACCCUACACCUCAGACUACGAAUCGGACUAUUAUCAACAAUUGCAACAGCAAACCGCACCAGCGGUCGCAAUACAUUUGCGUGGCUUGACAGCCGCUACCAGCGGUUAUACUACAAACUCGACGAACUACAAAUCCGCCUUCAUGCUAGCCGCUGGUGGCGCUGCGCCAAUGACUGCGCUUUGGAGCGCCUACCAGCCAUCCAAUGGCGGCAAUUUGAACGCGAUUUUUCCUUCGCCAGCCUCCUCGAUAGCCACCUCACCACGUUCGGUGUACUCAUAUCAUCAAAUGACACCACCAUCCAGUCCCGCUUCGGAAGCAGGCUCCGAGCCAGAGGAUCUGAGUCUACGCAAUGAUAUACCAUUGCCGGCGCUAAUGCAUCAUCAAAACGAACCGUUGUCCAGCUUUAGUUUGAACACCAAAUCAACGAAGUGUGCAACGAGUAGUGAGGCGCAAGCCGCCACAGCCGCUAACAAGGCUGCCAGUUACCGUUACAAAUGCGACAAAUGUAAUAAAAUGUACUCGACUGUUAUUGGUCUGUCGAAACAUCAGCAAUUCCAUUGCCCGGCCGCCGAGUGCAAUCAGGAUAAGAAGCAGCAUUCCUGCCACGAAUGUGGCAAGCUCUACACCACAAUUGGCGCCUUGAAGAUGCACAUACGCACACAUACUUUGCCCUGCAAGUGCCCCAUCUGCGGUAAGGCCUUCUCGCGUCCAUGGCUGCUGCAGGGUCACAUACGCACACACACCGGCGAGAAGCCCUUCCACUGCAGCGACUGCCCGCGCUCCUUUGCCGAUCGCUCCAACUUGCGCGCCCACCAGCAGACCCAUGUGGAGGUGAAGAAGUACGCCUGCAAGGUCUGCCACAAAUCCUUCUCGCGCAUGUCGCUGCUCAACAAGCACACUAGCUCCAAUUGCACCAUUACAAUUGCGUAG